UGCCACACGAGCUUUCAGGAGUUGACAGAGGUUCUUUUCACCAAGCGAGCAGUCAAAGUGCAGUUCUACCACCUCGGAGUGUUCUGUCAGCAGCUUCUCUUAAUGUUCGUUGUGCUUGGAGAAUGGGAAGUGCUUUCUCAAAACCAAAAGCAGUUCCAGUUACACCAGAACCCAUUUCCACUACUGUCACUGUACAUGCCACUGUAUAUACCUCUACGACUGACUUAGAACCUUCAGAAGUCAGAUGCUGGAUUGAUAACCGUGAAAUACUCUACAUAUUGCUAGCCUUUAUCUCUGGCAUCCUGUCAACUGUCCUGAUUUUUGCAAUCAUCUACCUCUUCAGAAAAAAGUGUAAAAGAUCCCACCAGAACUUACAGGAGCGAGUCCCCUCCCUGACAGGGACUGAGGAAUCCGCUGAGAACAUCCAGAAUGAGGUUGCCUACACCACUCUGGUCUUCCAGCGGAGUCAGACACCAGUGGCUGUGUCAUGAUGAAGUUUCUGGUGAAAUGAAGACGCUUGCACUUGUCUGAACAUCAGACGCUACCAGAACGUUACGUCAAGGCCUGUAGUACCCUGAGAAAUGCCAGCACUGCCGUAUGUAACAUCAGCUCAUUUUAUAGUUAUAAGGGGAGACUAAUGCCUCCGAUGUCAAACUGUUUGCCAACAGUUUUGGACAAAUUGCUUUUUAUACCAAAUUUCCUCAUCUGUGGAAACCUCACUGCACUUGUAAAGUUUCCAUUUGUGUGUUUGCCGUUGCUUUAACUAAAGAGAAUUUAAAAAUGGAAACGUUACUCUGUGCCUAUUCAUGUCUGUACCCUUAUGUUUUCCUUUUCUGUCACUGACUAUAGCAUUUUCAUUGGUUUUUGAUUGCCAAACACUCUGAUUAGUUAUUUUCUGCUUAUUGAAGUUACGAUAAUGGAAUGUUUGUAUGCAAAUGUCUGCUUCCUGAUUGGGUCAUAUAAAAGAAAUGCACAGUAACAGUGUGACAG
This is a messenger RNA of Athene cunicularia (burrowing owl), 990 nucleotides long. RefSeq names its product transmembrane protein C1orf162 homolog. Lineage: Eukaryota; Metazoa; Chordata; Aves; Strigiformes; Strigidae. Bases 123 to 491 code for a protein of 122 amino acids. The record is from RefSeq and is a predicted model, not a curated record. The transcript has 6 exons.